CCGGCAAGCGAUACGAAGAAGAGGUCACAGUCCAUAUGACAAAUGUUGGUCUCCUCUUCGCACUUCCAGUACGUCUGCUGCCCAUAUGACCCACGAACGUAUGGGAAAUCGUAGAAAACUAACAGAACAAUUGCAAUCAUAUUUAAAUGCACGUAACAUUGAAAGUUUUGAUUAUACCCAAUUUAACAAUAUUGAAUUCAUUGGAGAAGGAGGGUUUGCAUUCGUGUACUCUGCUAUUUUCCAAGAAAAAAAGUAUGCAUUAAAGCGCUUAAAAGAUCUGAGUUUGGAUGAGAAAGGUUUCAAACAAUUAAGACGUGAGAAACUCGAAAAAUUAUCAUCUGAAACAACUAUUGAAUCUAUUACCAGUAAAAUAGAUCAACAGUCGAUUGAAUAUCCUGAUGAAGACGAUAAUUCAAAUAAAUAUGAUGAUUGUUGCGCUGAAUGUGAAAAUAUAACUGACAACUUGGUCCCUAAUAAUAUACCGAGAUUAAAUGAAAGUUCAUUUAGUGUUAUUAAAUCAUUGUCUCAAGGUCCCAAUGAUCUCAUAUCGGUUUCUAUAGAAGGUUUAGAACAGCUAUCUAAUCAGCAUAGGAUUAUAAAGCCUGUUGAACUAAUAAAUGGAAAUUUGAUAAUUGAAUGUCCUGUACAUUCAAGUUUAUUAACUAAUAUUUCUCAAGAAAAUUCGAAAGAAUUUACACAUAUGAAUUACACUGCCUGCACAAGCAAGCCUGACACUUUUAAGCAAGAAAAUUUUACUCUCCGUCAAGCUAAAUACGAGUCAAUAAGAAUGACUGAGCUAUUUAUUUUAAUUUCCUUGGAUAAUGAAGACGAAAUUUUAUUAUCAAGCACUCUUCACCAGAUAGUGGAAAAUAUUGCUUAUCUUUGCUCUCUCAAUGAGUCCUCAGAUUGGGAUAAAGAUGGAUGGAAAAAAAUCGUCAUAUGCAUAAUUUCAGAUCGUAAUAAGAUCAAUAAACGUACCUUAUAUUAUUUGAAGGCUCUUGGUGUCUAUCAGGAUGACAUUUCAAUAUCAAAAGUAAAUAAUAAGCCAGUUAGAGCACAUAUAUACGAAUAUACAACACCAAUUUCAAUUAAAUGCUCUAAGGAUUCUGUGGAUAAGAAAACAAUUGUUCCAGCUCAAAUACUUUUUUGCCUUCAAGAAAAGAAUAAAGGAAAAGUCGACUCCCAUCGAUGGUUUUUUAAUGCGUUUUGUCCAAUCCUUAAUCCAAGAAUAUGCAUUCUUAUUAAAGUUGGUGUUAAACCAGGGUCUUGUGGUAAACUAUAUGCCAUAAAGAACAGAAGGUGGAUCUACUUAUUAAACCCGAUUGUUGGUGCUCAGAUUUUUGAGCAAGAAAUAUCUAAUAUUCUGAAUAAACCAAUGGAAUCAAUCUUCGGCUAUAUUUCUUCUUUACCUAAAGAUUUCUCUGCUUAUCGGUAUUCUGCUCUUCAGGAUAGCAUAAGUAAUAAUGAAGAUACAUCCAACAAUAGUAAUAUUCUCAUUGCUAAUGACUACCUUGCUAAAAAUAAUGCUAUUUGUUUUGAAUUGAUUUCAAAACGUAAUUUUUCUUGGUUAUUGCAUUAUGAAAGCUCAUCACAAGCUGAAGUAGAUCUACCUGAAAAUUUAUCUGAAAUAAUUCAACAACAUCUUUGUUAUUUAAAUAGUUAUUUUUAUACUAGUUUUUAUACUAUUUCUCAUUUUUAUUACAUUUGGAGGAGCAAUCAUUCUAUUUUGCGAAAAAUAAUCUUACAAAUUGAAAUUAUAUAUCAAGCAUUAUAUUUUCUUUUUUGGUGGUUUUCUUUGGGCAUUUUCUGUUCAACAUUUUAUGUUUUGUAUGAGAUGAGUUACUUUUAUACUAAAUUGUUUGGUUUGAAAGAGAUAGAUUUUCAUUAUAACAUUUUUAUUUGGUUAUAUCUUACCUUUAUUGCAAUUUCUGGUAUGCAAUUUAUUCUUGCAUUUGUUAACAAACCUCAAAUGUAA
Messenger RNA from Dentiscutata erythropus, 1975 nucleotides. The record is from the annotation of a GenBank genome assembly. NCBI's taxonomy places the organism in Eukaryota, Fungi, Glomeromycota, Glomeromycetes, Diversisporales, Gigasporaceae.